Molecule: messenger RNA, 933 nt
Organism: Homalodisca vitripennis (glassy-winged sharpshooter)
Lineage: Eukaryota; Metazoa; Arthropoda; Insecta; Hemiptera; Cicadellidae
Exons: 1
Coding region: 1-933 (310 amino acids)
Source: RefSeq, a predicted model, not a curated record
AUGGCAGAUUGUGCUAAGUGUUUGAAGCCCAUAUCUAAGACUGGCAAGAACUCUGUUAAAGUGGACUGUGUUGAAUGUAAAAAGCCUUUUCAUUGCAAGUGUGUUGAUCUGACUCCUGAAGACAUUAAAUAUUAUGAAGAUAAUCAAUCUAUCUGGCGGUGCUCUCCCUGCUCGAAGGAGCGUCGUAAGAGUAUGGCUAUUGAGUCUAGAUCCGGAUCGUCAAUAACGUAUGACGAUAUCUACAGUCUUGUGACUGACCUCAGAAAGGACUUAAAGGGGAUUGAAACUAACCUAGGUAAGUCAAUCAACACUGCCUUUGAGGAAAUAAGGGAAACUAAAAGUUUAGUCAGUAAACAUAAUGAAGAAAUGGCGGCUUUACUAGAGCUCUUAAACAAACUAACUGUUGAAAAUAGCGAACUAAAGAACAGAGUGUCUAUGCUCGAAAGCCGUAUGGAGGACAAUGAACAAUAUUCGAGAAGGGACACUAUCGUAAUACAUGGUGUGCCAGUUGAAAAAGGCGAACAAGUGUUGGAAGUAGUCAAGUCGGUGGGGAAGGCAUUAGAUCUAACCAUUGAUAAUUCUAUGGUUAGUGCUUGCCACAGGUUACGAAGUAGGGAUGGAGCUGACAAACCUCCCGGAAUAAUAGUUAAGAUGACUCGACGUAUGGACGCUGAAUCUCUGCUGCAACGAAGACGUGUGAAGAGGAAUUUCUCUACUCACCACAUAGGCCUAACAGCAAGCCCUGCUCAGCCUAUCUACAUAAAUGAAAGCCUAUGUCCCGGAAGGCGCCGACUUCUGAAUGCAGCCAGAGAUGUGAAAAGGGAAAAACAAUACACAUACUUAUGGAUACGGGGAGGCAAGAUCCUUAUGAGAAAGGCCGAACAAGCUUAUGUGAAAGUGAUAACUUCUCAAGCAGAUCUAGCCAAAUUGUGA